AUGAUGGACCGUCGCGCCCUCUCGCCCUCCACGCCUAGCAGCCGCGGGAUGGACAAGUAUGAACAGUUGGCGGUGGUGGGCGAGGGGUCAUACGGCGUGGUGUUGAAAUGCCGACGCCGUGACAACGGGCAGCUGGUUGCCAUCAAGAAGUUCUUGGAGACGGAGGAGGACGCAGCUGUCCGGAAGAUGGCCCUGCGGGAGAUACGGAUGCUCAAGAAACUUCGACAUGACCACCUGGUCAAUAUGAUCGAAGUAUUUCGUCGCAAGAGACGGUUCUACUUGGUAUUCGAAUACCUGGAUCACACGCUGCUGGACGAGCUGGAGGCGGCCCCCGGCGGGCUCGGCGAGGACACCUCCAAGAAACACCUCUACCAGCUGCUGCGAGGCAUCGACUACUGCCACCAGAACUCUAUAAUCCAUAGAGACGUGAAGCCAGAAAACGUGCUGGUGUCCAACAACGGGAUCGUGAAGCUGUGUGACUUGGGGUUCGCCAGGGCUCUUGCGGCGCCGGGCGAGCCCUAUACGGAGUACGUAGCGACCAGGUGGUACAGAGCCCCCGAGCUGCUGGUCGCUGAACACAGAUAUGGUCCAGAAAUAGAUAUCUGGGCCAUUGGAUGUCUUUUUGCUGAGAUGCUGACCGGGGAUCCCUUGUUUCCUGGGGACUCCGACAUCGACCAGUUGGCACUCAUUGUGAAGACUGUUGGCAAGCUAGCGCCGCGGCAUCAGCAGAUAGUCUCACGUCUAGCGGGAGGCGCAGCCUUACCGGUGGCUCCUGGACGCGGGGUGCUCCCAGGAGCAGGCCAUGCUAAGGAUCUCCUCGCUGCCUGUCUGCGGACGGAGCCCCGCGCGAGGCCCACCGCUGCGGCGCUGCUCAGACACAAAUAUUUCAUAGCAGACGGUUUCAUUGAAAACUUCAAUGCGGAACUGCGGAACAAAUUAGGCAAGGAAAUAGAGCCGCCGUCACAAAUGGUGGCGCCGCAACAAGUCGCCGGUCGAGUCGCUGGCAAACCUCGACAGCAAUGGACCCUGAACAUCAUUCCUGAUCAUAGCAGAUCUCAAACGGACAGUACAGCAGGCGAAUCCCUCAUCGAUUACAAUUAUACUCCAAGUUCUGAAACACAAAUAAUGGAAACGACGACUGCGUUUGAGAAGAAGCUUAAGUCUCCAGCCCUCCAGUGUCCACCUAGCCAUGUAACUCACGAGCCUCAUGGCGUCGGUGAGACUCUGCCCCCCGCACCGCGGCCGCCCCCGCCCCGCACCCUCGCCAAGUCUCUCAAUGAUACAUUCCAAACAUUUUCUGUACCAGUGAAUACUUAUCCACGCACUCCUUACAUCAAAAAGGUGAACAACAAGUUGGUAAUGGACGAGGAGCUGCUGCGGGGUCGGGCGGGGGCUAAAAAGGCCACCAAGAAGACUCCAGCUGACUUCUCCCUACCCUAUGUCCCUGGAGCAAGCAACAGCCCGAUGAAGAAAGCCAAGAAGCCCCCAGUGCACCACAAAGGCUACGACUCGUGGGAGGGAGCAAGAGGUGUGGACCCUUGCUCGAUGAAGACACCCACCAACCUACCCUACAUGUGACUAUACGAAACGGGCUUCUGGAAAGCCACUUACUACUAACCGGACCAUACAAC
Molecule: messenger RNA, 1631 nt
Organism: Pectinophora gossypiella (pink bollworm)
Lineage: Eukaryota; Metazoa; Arthropoda; Insecta; Lepidoptera; Gelechiidae
Product: cyclin-dependent kinase-like 4
Exons: 15
Coding region: 1-1578 (525 amino acids)
Biological process (GO): protein phosphorylation
Cellular component (GO): nucleus
Molecular function (GO): cyclin-dependent protein serine/threonine kinase activity; ATP binding
Source: RefSeq, a predicted model, not a curated record